Molecule: messenger RNA, 413 nt
Organism: Lagopus leucura (white-tailed ptarmigan)
Lineage: Eukaryota; Metazoa; Chordata; Aves; Galliformes; Phasianidae
Gene: RBIS
Product: ribosomal biogenesis factor
Exons: 3
Coding region: 11-322 (103 amino acids)
Biological process (GO): ribosome biogenesis
Cellular component (GO): nucleolus
Source: RefSeq, a predicted model, not a curated record
GGCGGCGGCCAUGGGGAAGAGCCGGGCGCGGAAGGCGGCGAAGUCGGCCAACGUUUUCGCUAUCGCCCGCGGCGCUGCCGCCGGGAAGGCCCGCGGGAAGGGCCGGGCGCGGCCCGUCACCUCCGGGCUGAGAAAGAUAAACAUUGCAAACGCUGACAAAGUGAGCAAGAUAAAUAAAGCUUUUGCUGAAAUUCAGAAAGAAGUACGGCAACUAUCGAAAGGUACUGCAGCAGAACCUCCAAAGAACCAGCAGGUUACUACACCUUCAGAAGAGGAACCAGCGAAUGUGGAUGCUGCCACAAGCCUGUUAUCACAGCUGUAAUGCAUAAUGGAUGAUGAAGAGAUUCCAAGAAUUGAAGGUUACACAGGCUUUCUUUGUAAAAUUUUAUUAAAAAAAUCUUGUUAAUAUACAA